GAUUAAAAGAACGGCGAAAAGCAGUUUACAGAAUGUUAUCGGUGGUGUAUUUUUAAACAUGCGUGUAUUCUUCGUCAGAUUGUCGCGAAAAUGAAAGAUUAAAUUGCUUCAUCUAGGUCAUGGCCGCCUGGGUAUUUCGCUUCCUUGUUCAGAGGCCAAAAUUUUGUUUCGGUAAGUAGUUUCGAAGAGCUCAUGUUCACGACAAAAUAUCGAAAUUCACGACGUGUAGUACACAGGUGUAAUGUGUUUCAUUUUUUUUUUUUUUACAGGAUUGACUUUGGGAGCGCAUUUCGUCUUGCUUCUGGUGACGGGUUCGCUCUAUCUUUCCGGCUAUGAUAUUUUGCCGGCCGAUUUUACCCAAGUUCCAUUGAAUCUUGAACACGAUGUGACAAAACUUCGCGCAGAUGCGUGGAAAUUCGCUCGGCAAGAUUCCCGAGUAAAUAUAAAUCCCACUUCCGUGGGAACUCAAAGCGAGAGAACUAUUCAAUAUGACGUUCUGGAAUUGAUGUACGACGCUGUAAAGGGAAACACUUUUACAAAACGAAAUUUGGAACUCAUUCAAGAAGCUGAGAUGGAAAUCUUUAACAAUUCCAUAUAUCAGCAACGCCUUUGUCAAAUGCUGGAAAAUGGUCUUUGUAAACCUCCCCUAUCUAUAAUUCGAUUCUUUGACGGGAGUUACAGAUCAAUUCAUACGGAUUUGUUUGAUCCAGAUUUUGAAAACAUUUCAAGAAUCCUAUCUUUGGCAAACUCGAUAAACGUAACUCGGGCUAUACUGGAUUUUCAUUUGGACAAACACGCCGUGGUUUAUCCCAAUGAGAACAUGCUAGUUCAAUCUCGAUAUACAAGGUCGUUAUUUUACAUUGGUUAUCCUCUUAAAGGAUUCCAUAACACUGAAGACCGAGUCGACAAACAGUGGGACCAAGCUCAGUUAUAUUCUAAGGGCGCAUUUGCCGAACAUUUAGAUGUGAAAUUCAGACAAGGAAUUGGGGAGAUGAAAUUUUAUUACUAUCUCCGUGCGUUAUUUUUUAAUGCCAUUUCUCAGCAGGUCAUAUAUGAUCUUCUUUUGGCUGGUGCUAGCUUUACAUUUAUUUUCCUCUUCAUGCUGUUUCAAACUCAGUCCAUUUGGAUAACAGGUUGGGCCGUGUUCAGCAUACUUACGUGUUUCUUCGGCGCGAACAUUAUCUACCGGGUGAUAUUGGACUGCCGGUACAUCGGUAUUUUUCACGUACUCUCCGUGUUUAUUAUUCUUGGUAUUGGAGCCGAUGAUGUGUUUGUAUUUAUCGACACAUGGAAAGCUUCAGAGUCAAAGACCUUUCGCGACUUGGCAUCAAGGAUCUCCUUUGUUUACCGGCGAGCGGCUAGUGCCAUGUUUACUACAUCGUUUACAACAAUUGUAGCCUUUGUAACUAGCGUCUUUUCUCCCUUGUUGGGCGUGUCCACAUUUGGCAUAUUCUCAGCGCUCUUAGUUUUUGUAAAUUUCUGCUCCGUCGUUAUCUUCUUUCCCACGGUCAUUAUAACUUACGAGUUUUACUGGAAAAACUAUCGUUGGCAUUGUUUUGGAGAUUUGAAAGCGUGGCAAGCUGUAAAAUCGCGCAGAGAAGACGUUGUUCAAGGCGAGGUAUCAGGACAGGAACAACGGGAAGACAAGUUCGUUGAGCCAAGUAAACUUGUCAGUAACUUCUUAGGAAACAGGUUUUUCAAAAACUUUAUUGCACACGAGAAAAUUCGUUGGAUAAUCCUAGGAGUAUUUUUGGUUUUUCUGUGUGUUUCUAUUGGAUUUGCGACACAGCUCACCCCAGAUGAGGAACCGGUAGGUGUUUGAUUCAUGUCAGAAAUAGUUUAUGAAGUAUGCAUGUUGUAUAGUAACGAUGGGGUACCUAUGCCGCCCCUAAUAGUGAGAGCUGAAAUAAUCACUUGGCGAGGUGAUAAUUGUGACUAUUAUGCCAGUGGUUGUUACGUAGUUUUGUUUUAAUAUUUAGCAUGGUUUCUUUAGGAGCAAAUUUAGAACUGCAUAUUCCGAAAUUUUCAAAUUUUCUUUCAACAGUUUCUAGUAAAUAGUAUUAUUAAAAUGAUAAGAAUAACUUAUAAAAAACUGCCGAAUGAAUUAUGGAACCAAAUGCGGUUCACAGGUUUGGUUUACCACCCGUUAGACUCUUGGCAAUUUAUGAAGCAAAAUGUUAGAAGGCAAAUAUAAAUUAGCCAACCAAUUCGGUUUCCUAGUAAUAUUAAUCAUUUUUCGCAGUACUUACUAAAAAGCUUAUGUAUCAGGUUUUCUAAAAAAAUUUUAGAAGACAAAUUGACGAUUCGCGGUAAAUGUGGUAAGAUGAUUUAAGUGUCACAUUAGGUAGGCAUCUGACUCUAAAUAUAAUUGCCUCUUGUAAAUGUUUUCAUACAAGCUCAGAUUAAUUCAGGAAAACACUUUUGCGACAAUGCCAAGGCAACCAUGAGGAAUCAAAGCCAUCACUGCGGGGCUAAAUUAAAAACUUCUGGCCGAGAAUGAAUAUCAGUACUGUCACAUAUCACGCUAAUUAAUGAGAGAGUAUUUGUGGCCCUGGCUGCAUAUGGAUUUUAGACUUAAUUUCCAACAAUAUGUGAACAACAUUUUCCAUAAUUAAUUUGUUUCAGUUCCGCGAACAGAAAGUGAGAGCAGCAGUUUAAAGCUUGUUUCAUUCGCUGCCGGUUUGCGGAACAUAUCUCAACAUUAUUUUUUUCCUGAUAUCGAAGUUCUCAUUUUCGUGCGAUUUUCGAUGCAUUUCGUUCAACAUUUCAGGCCUAUUUACAUUUAAUGCGGUUAUUCCUUACUCUUUUAUGGAUAUCAAACCUGGUUGUGCGAAGGUUUCCUGUAAUUUUCGGAAAACAGAAUUAAUAACAUGCCUUCAAUUUAACAAAAAACCUGUCUCUCUAAUUCUCCAUUUAUGGGGAAAUGUUUCUCAAAAAACUAAAAUAGAAUCAAUCUUUGCUAUUUGGCUCUCUAAUUAAAAAAUGUAGCUGCUGAGCUAAACAACUACAACAAUUAGGCAUGGAUAUUUAUAAUUUCAUGGAAAUUCACUAAUUCAUAAUUAAUGAGAAACGUUUCUGUUCUAUGAGUAAAAAAAGUUGAGGUCGUGCAGUAGCUUCAACGGAGAUGAAAGUUGCUCAGAUGACAUCGGUGUUGAACGGGUCACUUUUAAUUAGCCAUCAAAAUUUAAAGAAUACAAUGGCUAUCCGAAAAUUUGAUUGGCAAACGAGAGAGUAACUUUACGUUGAAUGAUGUGUGAGUUGACUUACGUUAGACUGAUGAUAUGUUGGUCAAAGUAAACCGAUGAAUGAUUUCGAUUUCUUUCACUGAGAAUUCUUGGAACAUUUCUUUUGCUGUCACAAUCGCUUGAAUUCCAUUGAAUUCUGCAGCACUGAGUGAUUCAUUGCAAAAAUUACUUCGGGUUUCUCAUAUUACAUGAACGCUUCCACUUAAAUUUGAUUUUCACGAUCCAUUUCAUAAGGGUUAUUUCUAUUCAUUGCAUCGUUAUCAGCAUAGCGAUGCUAACCUCUUACUUACUAAACGUGAGGUCCGUACUGAGAAAUCUUGGCUUGAGGUCGUGGCAGUACAAAAACGACCGAGGGGAAAUAUACCCAAGUACGGCUCGAGCAAGUGAUUCUAGUAAGUGGGUUAUGGUACUCGGACCAAACUUAUUUAUUUUGAAUGUGCCGGCUUUCGUGAUGAGAAAUACAAGGCUACUGACCGUUUCCGUCAAAACGGACCGUAUGGCACAAUCGAGACCAAGUAAGAACGUUUGGAUUUACGUUAGGGUUUACUUUAUAAUAAAAAUAAAUGCUCACAUGGUCAAUUAAAGCAAAUUACGUACAAAGCAAUAGACUUAACAUUGAAUAGAUGUUAAUUUACCAAGCUCCCUGUGUAGACGACCUGCGCCCCUUUUUCACUAUCACAUGCAAUUCCUUGUCAUUUAAAGCCAAAGAAUUUUUCUAUUGAUAGAUGUUACAUGUUACUUUCACUAUUCAUGAUAGGUGGACGUAUGGGGCCCGGGCACCAAUUGGUACAUUAUAAAGAGGUUACGGCGCUCGGCAUUUCGACCAAGUCAGGAAGAUCACGUAGUUGAGGUUCAUAUUAUCUGGGGACUGAAGAAUCAAGAUCGUAGUUCGUGUCACUUUACAGACUUUAAAUGCAAAGGGAACACUGUGUUUGAUCCAAGUUUUGAUUUAAAUCCAUCAGAGUGCCAGGUGGCUUUGUUAGUAAGUCAUUUCUUGUUUCCUUCUCCAUCAAUCUAACGGUUCAUUUUUUAACUUAGGAAAAAAAUUAAAUUAAGCAGUACAGAUAUUUACAGUUAUUGCAGUUAUUAUUGAAUUUUUUAUUCUAGAGCAACUUUGAUAUGCUCCUUUUUUCUUCCAAUUCUUUAAAGGAAUUCUGUAAAGAAAUUAAAAACUUGCCAGAAAAUAAGAUCCAAAACUUGAGAAUAAGGAGAAACGCCAUUACGGGUGAACCAGAAAUCCAAUGUUUCAUAGACAGAUUGAAUGACUAUCUGCAGGUAAGAAACACUUAAUAUAAGCACAAUAAUGAAGUGCCGCUAAACAUGGCCUCAAAUGCAAAAAAAUAAACUCGUUUAAAUCGCAACUUGAUACAAAAUGAAAUACUCAAUAUAAGGAAUAUUAGCACGAAAGAAAAUUGUCUAAGACGUUUCAGUAUGAUUCUAGUAUAUGAAGUGCAGAAAUAUUUUAUUUCAUUAGGAUUGCACAUGCGAUACGAAGUACCAACUUCUGAUGAGACAGUUUCUUAUUUAGAACCAGCUAUCGCUCAACGCAAUCAUACAAACGCAAUAAAGGCUUGUUUUACAUCUGUACAGGAUGAAGCUAACAAGCCCAAGUAUUCUAACACCACGGAGUUUGCGAUACCAUCACGUGAAAGUGACGUGCGACAGUUAAUGGCACGAAACCCUGACCUGUUUAACGUAACGUUAGUGGGUGAGAUGUACGACAGAUACUUUGAGGUGGUUCUUGGCUAUUGGCUGACCAAUGCCAAUCAGACUGUAACGUCAUCUGACUUCAAAACGUUCGGCGGAUUGUUGGGAGGAGCGAAGGAUCCAACUGACUCUUCCUCUAUUCCAAAUUAUCAAGGUCUGCAGUUUUGUUCAAAAAUACCUUAUGGCGAGAACAUUGUAGCAUGAGGAGUUAAACUGACAGGUUACAGUCUGGAAAUGAACAGAAACUGGUCGGAGUGAUAAUUUAGAAAUGAGACUUUUCCACUCUCAUUUUUUUCUGUUAAGAGUUAAACUGACAGGUUACAGUACUUUUUUUCUUACGAAGAAUUUCACGCAGGCUAUAAAUGAAAAGUUAAAGGUGCCUUCUUGGUUUGAGUGCCUAAAUGUGACGACAGUUUCUUUUUCCCUUGCAAACAUAUGAAUAUCAUUAAUCUUUUUAUUUCAGGGGGCCAGUACGGAAACAGACUACUGUUUGCUUCUGUGGCUGUGAAUACAACCAUGGUUCUUAGCAAGACGGGGCAAACUGAAGGACUUAAAGUGUACGAUCACUGGGAAGGCUUCGUAAGGGAAAAGGUAUUCUCAAUACAGCAUAAAAUAAUUCAGCUGUAAAAUAUCAAGAAACCUUCACUAUCAAAGGUGAAUCCACGUGUUUGGCGGGAAUACAACAGUUCUUAUGUCUUUGGUACCAGCAAAGUUGUUUUUGAAAAUUUAUGUCAGUUAAUUUUAUUUCCGUAAAAUGGUAUUUAAUUCAGUAAAUUACAUAGUGUUAUAGAGCAUUUAGUUAUUCUAUAACCAGUAAGUCAGUUUUAGUCAGUUCGGUCUGAUAUAAGUUAUCGUUUGUAUUUAGAAGUGUUUAAUGUAUGAAUUCGAAUUCCGAGGUUAUUUAGGUUAGAGCUGUCGUGAUUAGUUUCCGAAUUGUGACAGCCUUGUCUAACCUCCUCAAGUGGACGUGCUUAAUUUGUUUACUGACCUUGCUUUAGACCCACACGAAAGUUCUUGUUUUGACUAAAACAGUCAGAGGUUGACUUAGUUGAACGAAAGCAUUAUGAUUAAGUACUCCACUGUUCAGAUCGAAAGUCUCUUGAAAUUGUUUGGUUUAGCGUUCUAACAACGGAUGUUUGAUCUUCCGGGGUCAGCCAGCUGACAUGCCCUCCCAUAUCUGUCAGCAGUGAAUAAAUAAGCAUGUUCUUUAGAGUCUACGUAAAAAAGAAUGGGGAGGAGAGAGAAAAGCGAAUAGAGGAGAUGGAGAGUGAAGAGAAGACUAGAAGAAUGUAGACCGGCAGUGUGCGGCAGUGUGCAGCAGAGUACAGCCUGAAUUCCGCAGUUAAGAAGUAUCCAGUGAGAAUCAGAGUGUGAGAGCCUAAGAGAUUAACCAAAGUUACUCAGAAUGAAAUAAACUGGGAUGUAAGUGGAAUUGUGUUCUGAAAAACUGAGUUAUUAAAGAAAGCAGAAAAAGACAACUGGAGAGCCUUGGUGCCUUUCACCGGGCGUGGUGUGCUCAAUAGCUUGUUCCUUUCGACAUUAAGUCGCAACAAAAGUGCUUGAUCAGGAAACAUAUAAUCGCGAGGCGUCUCAAUCUUAUAAUAUUCGAAAUAAGCUCUGUUUUACACUCGAAAAAUCAGAAACACGUGAGCUUUUUUAAAAAUAUAUCGCAAAUUACGUCAAAAUGUGGUAAGAACAAAAAAGUAGCGCAGUCGAGUGUGUCCUCGAUGUUCUUACCACAUUUUGACGUCCAUCAUCUCUUACUGAACAGACGCACAGCAACGUGUAAAACGCGUAUUUCCACCACAUACAUAUUUAUCUCCAUCUUAAAUGGACUUACAUUACAACCUAUUUCAUUUGUUAUCAAACUUUCAACGUAGAACUGAAUCGAAUAACAAUCUUGUUUUCUAUCGCGAAGACCGGCAAAUAUACUUUGUGUUCUGUUUAAAGCGGGGGAAAAAAUCGCUUACCUUGGGUGAGACACUUUUGCUUGCUAACGCAUUCAAGGUCAAAAACUACUUUUACAUUCACAAAUAUAUUGUCAAAGUAUAUGUAAACAAAAUUACAAAAUCUUUCGUGUUAGUACAUACUAGACUAACACAGAUCUCUCUUCUCUGUUAGUUAAAGACGAUGCCAACUUCAUGUAACAACGCCUUUCAAGCAACUCCUAAUGGACAUAACGCCUGGCACUGGCUUAAGGUCAAAAAGGUAAUUUUUUAGAGAAUAUAACAUGCAACACUAGUUUAGGACAUUAGUACUUGCUCUGUUUUCAAAAAAUAACAAAAUUUAUCAAAUUUAGUUGCGAUUCAGAAAACAAAAAUGAAAGAUGCGUAUUUAAGAAAACAGCUCUUUACAAUGUGUAUGAAAUUUAUUUGUUCGAAGGCCAUUCCAUUUCCUUGUUUUCCCGUAGGUGCUAGCAUCAACUGCCGUGCGAGGCAUCCUGCUUGGACUGGGUCUAGCGAUAUCGCUUCUUGUUGUGAUGACAUCAAACUGGCUAGUAGGCUUGCUUUGUGGAGCCAUCAUAGCUUGUAUUACCGUUGGUGUCGUUGGUGUUAUUCCGUUAGCGGGAUGGAAGCUUGGAGUUCUUGAAUCUCUGAAUCUCACUCUUGUUGUAGGACUUGCUGUCGAUUACGUAGUUCACCUUGCUGAUGGCUACGUGAGAUCCCAGAAGCCUACACGCAGGGAAAAAGUCAGAGACACACUAGAUCAUGUAGGAAUUUCCGUGUUGUCAGGAGCAAGCACGUCACUGGGUGCGUCUGUGUUCAUGGUAGCUGCUAAAAUUCUCUUUUUUUUUCAGUUUGGCAUUUUCAUGUUUUGUACCAUUGGCCUCUCAAUCAUCUACGCCCUCAUUUUGUUCACAACUGUUCUGGGUAUUUUCGGCCCUGAGGGAAACACCGGAUCACUAGAACCAUUUUACAAUUGGUGUAGAAGAAAAACUGGGCAUCCCGUACUGGAAGAGACUCCUUGUGAAGACAUAUCUGAUGCCGAGUACCAGUUUCCUCCGUUAGGGCCUUGUAAAACAGCCACACCUUUGUAACAUCGACUAUCGCGCAACAACAACUGCAAAAUAAAUCCUCGCGUUUACAAUUUCCUAAAAUUUUUCUUGGCGGUGCUAUUCAAAAAGGACAAAAAUCUGAAACUUAAAAAAAAACUCUCUGAACUGAAACAGACACUUCUUUGUAUCCCUAUUGUUUCAAGAAAAGAUGGAGUUUACAUAUGCUAACGAUGCCAAAAUUCAUCGCAGUGAAAGUCCAGCACGCAUAUAUCUGAUAUCAUGAAUGAAUCAAACGCUCUCCAGAAAUUACUACAUCAGGUAAAGCUGAAGAAUUAACAUUGAUAUGGGUCAUUUUUUCAGCAUUAAGCAAACAACAGAUUAGAAUGGACAGUCAAACAGUAAGUUCCACAUUGUGUUUUGACACCAAAACAACAGAACAGCCACAUGAGCGGAUGAACGUACAAUGAUAAGCAUAUUGCAAAACGCCACUGGAAAGUGAGAACAAGAGAGAAGUGCUAUCUUUAUUUUUAUUAUCUAUAUUCAACAAUUUACAAGAUAAAAAUAUUUCUUGAGUAAUUCGUUACCUGAGGCCUACGUUCACAACUUGAAAUGUCAUAGGAAAUGUGUGACGCGGGGUUGACUUGGUUGGCUAACUUAUUGACCAAUCAGGUAGCAGCCAUACGUUACGCGGUAACGUCACAAGAAGACUCGGUAUCAAAAAAAAAAAUGAAAAUGAAAUCAAUCUCCAAAUAAUCAGUAAACAUUCGUCUAUAGAAUAUAAAACAGAAUAAGGAUGGAACACUACAAGUUUGGUUUACCAUACCUUUUUCAUUGAUUACGAGGGACAACACGCUUCCCCGUCUACUUCUGCGUUACGCUCUGGUGGAGGCGGGGGUGGGAAGGGGGACGAUUGGGCUAAUCGAAAUACUGCCGUAGCUUCCCUGGGGUAUUUGAGUUGCCGCAAACGUAGAGAAAAAUUUGGGGGUUAAGGAAAACUGAAGAGCAAUAGGCUACAGGAUUUAAAACGUGCAAAUGUAGGGGGUACUACAAUUCUUCAAUAGUUUGCAAAAUCCUGCCCAAUAUGUUUUUUUCUCAAGUGUGUUCUUCUGUGGUACAUUUGUCUUAUUUACACUUAACCCUCUAUAGCCCAUAAUCUGCUCAUUGUAAAUGAAAUAUAAUAAAUAAUUCUAACUUUAACUUUGAAAAUGGAAGGCUACUCAUCUGCUUAAUAA
Molecule: messenger RNA, 9179 nt
Organism: Pocillopora meandrina
Lineage: Eukaryota; Metazoa; Cnidaria; Anthozoa; Scleractinia; Pocilloporidae
Source: the annotation of a GenBank genome assembly